AUGGAGGCACUACUCUCUCUCGCCUUCGACAACCUCUCCUCCUACGACCAAGGCAAGAUCCGUAAAGGAUUGCGCCAAGUCGAAGGGCUCCUCGCCCAGAUAUGCCUCUCGACAACCUCAGCAUCGCCGAAGAGCGCGGCGGAGAAACGACGCUCGAUCAUCGACCCCGGAAAGGAACCGCCGCCAUUGAAGGCGCUCAGCGAAUUAGGCGGCGAUCCUGCAUUCCGGGAGUUCUUCAAGUUGCAGGAUGGAUUCGAGUGGAAUGUGGCCAUGCGCUUGGUCAACUGUCUAGAUCGGUUGCUAGGGAAGUCGCAUGAUGGGCAGAAUGACCUAUUGAUUAUCCAGACGCUGGAUCUGAUUCAGGGCAUAUUGCUGUUACAUCCCCCAUCGCGCAGCUUGUUUUCGCGGGAGUUAUAUAUGAAUCACCUCCUCGACCUCCUCGAACCUGUCAACUGCCCUGCGAUCCAAUCCGCAACCAUCAUCACAUUGGUCUGCGCCCUGAUCGAAACUCCGGCAAACACCCGCACGUUCGAAAACCUCGAAGGUCUUUGGACCAUAACCUCGAGCUUCAAAUCGCGCGAAACAACCCGGGAGGUGAAGCUCAAGCUCGUUGAAUUCCUAUACUUCUACCUCAUGCCCGAGACUCCUUCUAUACCCUGCGCGAACUCAACCGUCUCCGUCCCCGCAAUGUUACAGCGCAGUCCGAGCAAGUUAGCAGGCGCUUUCAAUCGAACAGAUACAGGGGCCGGUAGGAAAAGAUCCGAUAGCGAGACCGAGGUUACUAGAACGACCGAGGAGAAGCAGGCUCUUCUAGGCAGGUUUCUAAGUAGUGUGGAUGAUCUGGUGGCAGACUUGAGGGAAAGUACGCCUUUUGGAGGCGCAUUGUCAUAA
This is a messenger RNA of Venustampulla echinocandica, 891 nucleotides long. RefSeq names its product putative cell division control protein. Lineage: Eukaryota; Fungi; Ascomycota; Leotiomycetes; Helotiales; Pleuroascaceae. The record is from RefSeq and is a predicted model, not a curated record. The transcript has 2 exons. The coding region runs from base 1 to 891 and encodes 296 amino acids.